AUGCUUUCCACAUUCUAUACAGUUUGUGCGAUUUUCGCCUUCUCUCAAUGUGUGUUCUCGCAUCAAUUAUAUCCAAAUGGUGUUGAUCGGAAACUAAGCAGAACCACCAUUUCCCGUCGAGAACUAGCACUAGCCAAGCGCGACGACGUUGAUCCCUCACUACUCUACCCAACCUACAACCUCACCGUCCCAAUUGAUUAUUUCCACAACGAAUCUCGUUAUGAACCUCACAGCAAUGGCACCUUCCCACUCCGCUACUGGUUCGACGCCACCUAUUAUAAACCUGGCGGUCCAGUAAUCGUUCUCCAAUCAGGAGAAACAGAUGCUACAGGUCGAUUACCAUUCUUACAGAAAGGUAUAUUACAUCAAUUGGCUGUUGCGACACAUGGUAUUGGUGUCGUGCUUGAACAUCGUUAUUAUGGUCAGAGUAUCCCAACCCCUGAUUUCUCAACAGAGAAUUUAAGAUUCUUGACUACCGAACAAGCAUUGAUGGAUGAGGUUUAUUUUGCCAGGAAUAUUGUCUUUCCGGGAUUGGAAGAUUACAAUUUGACUGCACCAAAUGUGGCUUACAUCGGGUAUGGAGGUUCUUAUGCUGGUGCCUUCAAUGCCUUCUUGAGAAAGUUAUAUCCUGAUACUUUCUGGGGAACAAUCUCUUCCAGUGGUGUCGUUGAAGCUAUCUACGAUUACUGGGAUUAUUUUGAGCCUAUCCGCGUUUAUGCCGAUCAAAAAUGUAUCAAGAAUACCCAACUCAUCACCAAUUCGAUGGAUAACAUUGUCAUUGGUCAAGAAAACAACACCGCUCUAAUCCAAGAACUCAAAUCCGUCUGGGGGCUUCCAAAUGUUACCUAUUCCAAUGAUUUCAUGUCGGUAGUCAUGUACGGAAUGUGGGAAUGGCAAAGCAAAAAUUGGGAUCCAGAAGUUGAAGGAACACCAUAUUUUGAUUACUAUUGUGGUAAUGUUACUAGCAAAAAACUUCUUUGGCCAAGUUUGAAUAGCUCUACAACGGAAGUCCAGAAGUUGCUCACGAAGGGUGGUUAUGGUUCUCAACUCAACAGCUUGACAAUUCCAUAUUUGAAUUGGAUUGGUUGGUUGACUGAUUACACUGCCACUAAUUAUGGUGAUUGUUCCCCCAACCAAGAUUCUUGUUACUCGACCCACAACUCUACUUUCUACGCGCAAGACGACGCAUCUCAAGAUUGGCGUCUCUGGCCCUACCAAUACUGUACCGAAUGGGGAUACCUCCAAAACGGUGCUUCCGUCCCCGCAAGCCAACUACCUCUUCUCUCCCGCACAAUUGAUCUUCCCUACCUCUCGAUUAUCUGUGCGGAAUCCUUCAACAUCACAACUCCUCCGGCUGUCGAGAAUAUAAACAAAUACGGUGGUUUCAACCUCACUUACCCAAGAUUAGCAUAUAUAGAUGGCGAACAAGAUGUUUGGCGUCCGGCUACUCCUCAUGCCUCACCUUUUAAUACUACGGCACACAAUCGAACCUCUACUAUUGACCAACCUUUCAUCUUGAUUGAAGGAGCAGUGCAUCAUUGGGAUGAGAAUGGACUUUUCGCAAAUGAGACCACCAAGAGCCUUCCUCCAAAGACGAUUAAGAAAGUACAGAGCCAGGAGGUUACAUUUGUGAAGAAGUGGAUGGAGGAGUGGAAGAGCGAUUGCCAUAGGAAGAAGAGAGCGCUUGUCUGA
Molecule: messenger RNA, 1692 nt
Organism: Botrytis fragariae
Lineage: Eukaryota; Fungi; Ascomycota; Leotiomycetes; Helotiales; Sclerotiniaceae
Product: putative serine carboxypeptidase s28 protein
Exons: 4
Coding region: 1-1692 (563 amino acids)
Biological process (GO): proteolysis
Molecular function (GO): serine-type exopeptidase activity; dipeptidyl-peptidase activity
Source: RefSeq, a predicted model, not a curated record